CAGAACGGUGCACCAGACGUUUAAUUACAUCCGUUAUGCUGUCCUCACAUCUAGCCAAGUGCAUCGUCACACAAACUGCACUGUAUACCCUGACUCGGUCUCUACUGCACCUGAUCACCGCAAAUUCAAACUGACAUAAAAUUUACAAACAUUAUAAUUCCCCACGAUCAGAUGCAUCAUUUCGUUGCGAUUCUAUUUUGGACUGCCCUGCUGGUCAAAGGCCAGCGAUGGUACUCUGCUACCUUUGAAAGUGAACCACAAAACGCACGGUACGAAUCACCAAAAGUAGUGCUCCAGAUCAAUCAUACGAAAUAUAACGACCUGAGAUACUUGCCAUUAACUGCGGUGAAUAUCACACACGAUACAAGAAAAGAUAAAUGGGGUUUCCUGAAGAAAUAUGAUGUGGCCGCCACCGUCUCGCAACCACAGACUUAUAAAAAGGUAUCGAAAUUUAAUCUGACUCGAAACCAUUUCGGAAGUGGACCUAAAUAUCAGUUCCCCAAGAGAACUGAUAAAUUUAGUUUUGACGAUGCCAUCCCGCCGAAGCGUAUGCAAAAUACGUCUGAGAAAUUCGCAACUCCAGUUUUCAAAUUCGACAAAGUAAUACAUAAUAUCAAUGUGAUAAAGAAGACGAAGCCCAAAGGGAAGAUAGUCCGAAGAUGUCCAACAGUGCGGCCACGGAUCAAAAAACAAUUGAAUUCAAAUUCAAACCAAACACUUCAGAAGCGUUUCCUGGAGGUGUUUGAAGUGGUAGAGUUUGACCAUGAUGCGUGUGUAUCGAGUAGUGGUCUGGAGGGGACGUGUCUGCCAGAAUUUGACUGUCAGACUUCUGGGGGGCUCCCGAUGGGCUCUUGCGCCGACGGAUAUGGAACAUGUUGCGUCACACAAUUUUCCUGUGAUGGCCGAUCUGCGGUAUCUUCUGGAUGGUUCGUAAAUCCUGGUUUCCCGUCGCCGUCUACUGAUAGACUGUCGUGUGUUUUUACACUGGACAAAGCCUCUGUAGAUAUAAAACAGAUUCGACUGGACUUCAACAAUUUUGAGCUCCUCCCUCCAAACGCAGGGACUUGCGAGCAAGACCAGUUCGUGGUGUCAGGUCAAAACGUUAAUAAUAUCAUACCCAUACUUUGUGGAGUCAACUCUGGACAACAUGUAUACAUUGAGGUGGGAGACUCAGAAGGGCCUAUAACACUUUCAGUCCAAACUGUUUCAUCAGACAGCAGAUUGUUUUCAAUAAAGGUAACGCAGUUGACUUCAACUGACGAAUUGGCAGCUCCAUCAGGUUGUCUGCAAUAUUUCAAAGGAUCUCUGGGGUACUUGGAGUCUUUCAAUUUCAGAGACAAAUCUGAUAUCGCCAUCGCACGCUCUCCCAGUUAUUUGAAUAAUCUCAAUUACGCGAUAUGCAUAGAGCGGGUAACCGACACGUGCAGUGUCACAUACACCAACACUGGAGAUAUGCAGAUCGUAAACUACGAUAGCGACGGUUUGCCAGUCAUACCACCAGGACAAGCAGGCGUGGAGAUCUUCAACUGCCCGACAGACUGGUUGCUGAUAGCCGCAGUGAGGCUCUGUGGUGAGAGGCUCAACGACGGCUCUGUGCUACAGGACUUCGCAUUAGACGCUCCGGUUACUGAUGUUGGUGUGGGCCCGAUAGUUGUGUGGUUCAAGUCAGACGGAGGGUAUGUCGGCAGAGGCUUCAGGGUACAAUAUCAACAGAAUAAUUGUUAA
Molecule: messenger RNA, 1725 nt
Organism: Pectinophora gossypiella (pink bollworm)
Lineage: Eukaryota; Metazoa; Arthropoda; Insecta; Lepidoptera; Gelechiidae
Exons: 8
Coding region: 172-1725 (517 amino acids)
Source: RefSeq, a predicted model, not a curated record